Liolophura sinensis is the source of this 2424-nucleotide messenger RNA. Its product is annotated as alcohol dehydrogenase [acceptor]-like. Bases 234 to 1964 code for a protein of 576 amino acids. Gene Ontology annotation, molecular function: flavin adenine dinucleotide binding; oxidoreductase activity, acting on CH-OH group of donors. The transcript has 12 exons. NCBI's taxonomy places the organism in Eukaryota, Metazoa, Mollusca, Polyplacophora, Chitonida, Chitonidae. The record is from RefSeq and is a predicted model, not a curated record.
GCGACGCUGAGCUGUAAAAGUAAACAGUACAUGUCUGUACGUCACCAGUUAUCACAACUAACGUCAAGCGGUCUGGCGAUUCGCUUGGAGGUGCAGAACUCUGUUUUCUUAACAGUACUAAUCGGUUUCACGAUUCGCUUGGGGGUACAAGAGCGUUGUUUGCUUAGCAGCAUAUCGUCUUCUUACUUGCUCCGUUUAAGGACAAGUUGAUUUGUUGUUCAUUCAAAGUCAGCAUGGGCAGAACAAAAAUAACGGAAAAUCUACUUCCUGUCUACGACUAUGUUAUAGUUGGAGGGGGUACGGCAGGUUGUGUUUUGGCCAGCCGACUCUCCGAGGACCAAUCACGGACAGUCUUGCUUCUAGAGGCCGGAUAUGACGACACGGAGUUUCCGAAGAUCGCACUUCCUACUGAAGCCCUUGGCUUACAGCUGGGCGUACUUGACUGGGCCUACAAAACCGUUCCACAGCAUCAUGGCUGCAAAGCCUUCAUUGAUCAGCAAAUGCGGACUCCAAGGGGGAAGGCACUAGGGGGUAGUGGCAGUGUGAAUCUGAUGGUGCACUGCCGUGGUACCCCCGAGGACUUUAACCUGUGGGAGAAGAUGGGCUGUGAGGGGUGGGGAUAUGAGGACGUCUUACCUUACUUCGUCAAGUCGGAAGAUUAUACGAGUCCGGAGCUCCUCAAGGGAGGUGUUCACGGUGCAAACGGCCCUAUGAGGGUCACAGAGGUCUGGGUAUCGUCCGCCGGGGACAAAUUCCUCCAGGCAGGAAAAGAGCUGGGGUUCGCCAACACGGACAACAACGGCCGCAGUCCUUACGGCGUGAUGCGUAGCCAGUUGAACAUCUUCGACGGACGCAGAUGGCACACGGCAGAAGCUUACCUGAGACCUGUCAUGCACCGGGAAAAUUUGCAUAUUGCUACCCACUGUCACGUGACGAAGAUUUUAAUCGAUGAUAAAGUCGCUCGGGCGGUUGAGUUUGUACGCAUUCUGACCGGAAGAGAGGUUGUGAGGGCACGCCGGGAGAUAAUCCUGAGUUCCGGUACGAUCGGGUCUGCUCAGAUCCUCAUGCUUUCCGGAAUUGGCCCUAGACAACACCUGAAAGAUCUCGGGAUUGCUGUGGAGGCAGACUUACCGGUGGGCAGUUAUCUGCAGGAUCACGUCCAGGUGCAGGGAAUUGAAUUCGAAUUUGACCGCCAUGUUUUCCGGGGAGGAGCUCCAGAUUCCCCAGAAAAUCAAGCUCGUUAUGAUACCCUGAGAUCAGGCCCCCUGGCGACAAGCUUGAUGGCCGGCAUUGGGUUUUUCAAAACAGGGACACCGUCAGAGAACAACAACAACGCAUCAAUACAAAUGUAUUUCACGUCUUGCUUGCAGGAUCCCGUCUGGGAAAAGAACUCAGGGAUGCGACCAGAAGUAUGGGAGGCCAUGUAUCCAGGUCGGAAAGACGCUGUGGGGCCGGGCAUGACCUUCUGGCCUGUCGUUUGCCAUCCCAAGAGCUUUGGCACAUUGCGCUUGCGCAGUGCAAAUCCCUUCGACUAUCCUCUCGUUGACCCGAACUAUCUCUCGAAUCCAGAUGACGUCAAGACAUUGGUAGAAGGUAUCAAACUUUGUCUGAAGUUGGGGAAUACUGAAGCGUUCCGGCCAUUAGGUGCUCGGUUUAUCAAGCGAGUCCUGCCUGGGUACCAAGGCACCCCCUAUACGGACGAGUACUGGGCGGAGUACGUCAGACACAUGACGCAGGCGGUGUAUCACCCGUGCGGCACGUGCAGAAUGGGAAGAGCAGACGACCCGACCACAGUCACAGACCCCCAGCUGAGGGUGAAGGGCAUCGGUCGUCUUCGCGUGGUGGACGCUUCCAUUAUGCCGGAAGUGACGUCAGGAAACACGAACGCUCCAACCAUCAUGAUCGCCGAGAAGGCAGCAGAUAUGAUCAAAGGCGUCCAAGGGAAGAAACUCUCGCGGCUGUAGUUCCUAUGAAGACUCCCAUUAUAUGCACAUUACAUUCAAACUUAAAUAGCACGAUCCUGCAUUUUAUUGGUCAGAGCAAUUACGCAGAUACUAUCCAGUGAAAUGGACGGUAUAUUUUUUUAUACUGUCAUUGACUUUUCUGUCUAUAGUACGUUAAAACAAAAAGUCUACCUGUGCACGUCUAAAGGAGAAGAAAACAAAAAAAAACGAUACCAAAAUCAAAUGAAAGAAUGUGAAAACUUGUUUUACAAAUACAAUCUUUAUUAAUAUUUUUCGAUUUUUUCUUUCAGAAGAAUAGGGUAUUUGAAGAUAUUUUUGUACGGUUAGAUUACCCGACCAACAUCCUCACAGGCAAACCACCUCACCUUUCCAGGCAGGAUUACCUGACAAAUAUCGUCACGGUCAAAUCACUUCCGCAGUCCGGGGUAAACAUCCUCAAAGUCUAACGACGUCACGUUUC